Messenger RNA from Andrographis paniculata, 913 nucleotides. RefSeq names its product peptidyl-prolyl cis-trans isomerase FKBP20-1. Gene Ontology annotation, biological process: protein peptidyl-prolyl isomerization. NCBI's taxonomy places the organism in Eukaryota, Viridiplantae, Streptophyta, Magnoliopsida, Lamiales, Acanthaceae. The record is from RefSeq and is a predicted model, not a curated record. The transcript has 6 exons. Gene Ontology annotation, cellular component: cytoplasm. The coding region runs from base 177 to 737 and encodes 186 amino acids. Gene Ontology annotation, molecular function: peptidyl-prolyl cis-trans isomerase activity.
AACAGUCACUGAGGGGAUCUUCGCAGAGGAAAGUGAAGCAUCUUUAUGGCCGCAGCCCUCAGUUACUGUAUCUGUGAAGCCGAUUUACCAUCGAUCUCCUCUCCGAUUCUCCUUUUUGUGCCCGUCGCUUCGAUUCAGCCCUCUCCGCCGCACAGUCAAUUGAGAAAUUUGAAAUCAUGGGUGAUACCAUGGAUUUGACUGGGGAUGGAGGUGUGUUGAAGACGAUAGUACGGCGGGCCAAACCCGAUGCACUUGUUCCAUCCGAGAGUCUUCCCCUUGUUGAUGUUCACUAUGAGGGCAUUCUUGCCGAAACGGGUGAAGUUUUUGACACGACACAUGAAGAUAAUACCAUUUUCUCCUUUGAAGUGGGCAAGGGAUCUGUCAUAAAGGCUUGGGACGUUGCAUUGAAAACCAUGAAGGUUGGUGAGGUAGCUAAGAUCACUUGUAAGCCUGAUUAUGCUUAUGGAAGUGCUGGUUCUCCACCAGAUAUCCCCCCAGAUUCAACCCUUAUUUUCGAGGUUGAGUUGGUCGCUUGCCGGCCUCGCAAGGGAUCCAGUCUAAGUAGUGUCUCGGAUGAAAAGGCUAGGCUGGAGGAGCUUAAGAAGCAAAGGGAACUUGCAGCUGCAGUUAAAGAAGAAGAAAAGAAGAAACGGGACGAGGCGAAAGCGGCUGCAGCCGCAAGAAUUCAAGCUAAACUCGAAGCCAAGAAAGGCAAGGGAAAAGGUAAAGCCAAGUAGAACCAAUCUGAACAUGCUAAUAAAAGAUUGUUUCGCGUAUGAUUGUUGUUUUGAUCAUCGGAGUUUUAUCACUUUGGGUGUUUGUAAUAUAAAGAUAAACUGCUUUCUUGAAACAAAAUGUUGGAUAUAACUCAGAAAUUAGUUCAAUGUAAUAAGAAUUACUACUAUAUACUGUA